Messenger RNA from Meloidogyne enterolobii, 1250 nucleotides. NCBI's taxonomy places the organism in Eukaryota, Metazoa, Nematoda, Chromadorea, Rhabditida, Meloidogynidae. The record is from the annotation of a GenBank genome assembly.
CCGAUUUUCAUAUAUCAGCAGUAAUGGCGGAAUCUGAUGUCGAAAUGUGGAAGAUUAAGAGGCUAAUCAAGUCCUUGGAAGCAGCUAGAGGUAAUGGUACAUCAAUGAUUUCAUUGAUCAUUCCACCAAAGGACCAAAUUCCACGAGUACAGAAAAUGCUUGCUGAUGAAUUUGGGACAGCAUCGAACAUUAAGUCUCGUGUAAACAGACAAUCUGUUUUGGCUGCAAUCACUUCAGUACAGGCUCGACUAAAAUUAUAUAAUAGAGUGCCUGAGAAUGGUUUGGUAGUCUAUUGUGGCACAAUUCUUACUGAAGAUGGAAAAGAAAGGAAGGUUAACAUCGAUUUUGAGCCUUUCAAACCUGUUAAUACUUCACUUUACUUGUACCUUUUGAUCGAUGACAACAAAUUUGGAUUUAUCAUUAUGGAUGGAAGUGGGUGUCUUUUCGGAACACUUCAAGGCAACGCAAAAGAAAUUUUACACAAAUUCUCUGUUGAAUUGCCAAAAAAACACGGUCGAGGUGGACAAUCAGCUUUGAGAUUUGCGCGAUUAAGAAUGGAAAAGCGCCACAAUUAUCUCAGAAAAGUAGCUGAAGCAGCUGUUGAAAUGUAUAUAAAGAAUGACAAAGUUAUUGUUUCUGGUCUGGUUCUUGCUGGAAGUGCACAAUUCAAAACAGAAUUGGGACAAUCUGAUAUGUUUGAUCAAAGGCUUCAAGCAAAAAUAAUUAAAACUGUCGAUAUUUCCUAUGGCGGAGAGAGCGGAUUUAACGAGGCAAUUGAACUUGCGGCAGAUACUCUAACUGAUGUUAAAUUUAUCAAAGAAAAGAAAUUAAUUGGUUCUUUCUUUGAUGAAAUUUCUCGUGACACAAACAAAGCAAUCUAUGGUGUUCAGGAGACACUAACUGCUUUGGAAAUGGGAGCAGUUGAAACACUUAUUUGUUGGGAGAAUUUAGCUAUUAAUAGGCCGUCAGCAGAAAAAACUUCUGACACUCCUGCUGAUUCAGCAGAUUCUGAGAACACACAAAACAACACAUAUGAAACUGAUACAAAUGUUUCUCUUCUUGAAUGGUUGGCAGACAAUUAUAAAAAAUUUGGCGCUACUUUGGAGAUUGUUAGCGAUAAAUCACAAGAAGGUGCUCAAUUUGUACGCGGUUUUGGUGGUUUAGGAGGUAUAUUGCGAUAUCAAGUUGAAAUUUCGCAAAUGGAAGAUUUAGAGAAAGGAAUUGAUGGCAUAGACCUGAGCGAAUAUUAA